Molecule: messenger RNA, 1494 nt
Organism: Melanotaenia boesemani (Boeseman's rainbowfish)
Lineage: Eukaryota; Metazoa; Chordata; Actinopteri; Atheriniformes; Melanotaeniidae
Exons: 4
Coding region: 63-1493 (476 amino acids)
Source: RefSeq, a predicted model, not a curated record
CAGGGGUCAGUGUCAUCUGCCGGGGUACCGUCAAAAACAGAGUGGUUAAAGCUACCCAAGACAUGAAGAAGAAUCUGAAGGCUGCAAUGUCCAAGGUACAGUUUAUCGCUACAACAACAGACUGCUGGACAGCACACAGAAGAUCAUUCCUAGGUGUCACGGCCCAUUGGUUGGACCCUCUGACGAUGAGACGAUGCUCCGCUGCUCUAGCAUGCUGUCAGUUAGAAGGAUCUCAUACCUUUGCAGUACUCGCUGGUGCCCUGAAUAACAUACACACGGAAUACAACAUCCGGGCGAAGGUAGUGUGUACAACCACUGACAAUGGCUCCAAUUUCAUAAAAGCAUUUAAAGUGUAUGGACAAGAUGAAAACAACAACACAGGAGGACCACUCCAGGGGGCAAGUCAAACCAGAGAAGAGAGCAGUGAUGAGGAAGAAGGCGAACCUGUGGAGAUUGUUGACGCUGGAGGUAUAUUGGAUGAAGAUGAUGGCCUGGAGUAUCAGCUGCCAAAGCAUCAUCGCUGUGCCUGCCACCUUCUCAACCUGGUUGCAACAGUUGAUCUCUCUGCAGCAGAUGCUGAUCCAGUCUAUAAGAGGGUCUCUCGCUCAGCAUUUGCAAAGUGCCACAGUCUAUGGAACAAGACCAGUAGAUCCACCCAGGCUGCAGAGAUCAUCGCAAAAAAAUGCAAACUGCAACUUGUGAGGCCAGUCGAGACGAGAUGGAAUUCUCUCUUCUUCGCUGUGGAGAGGCUCGGAAGAAUCAUAAACGAACAAGGAGAAGAAGCCAUCGCAUCUGUUUGCAGUGCACUAAAAAUCCCCAUGUUGACUCAAGCGGAGAUUGCGUUUCUGAGAGAAUACGCCAAGACCAUGAAACCAGUUGCGAAGGCCGUCAAUAUCCUACAGGGAGAGGCCAACGUGCAGAUGGGAUGGCUUGUGCCUACAAUAACACUGCUCAAGGCUAAGCUCGAACAGUUCCACAUCUCCUCCAAGUACUGUGGGCCAUUGUUGGACGCACUACAAGCAGGACUUGAAAAGCGUUUUGGACAGAUGCUUGGUGAUCCAGAGCUAAUUGCAGCAGCAAUUCUGGUCCCCAAGUUCAGGACGACCUGGACAUGUAACGAAGAGAUCCUAAAAAGUGGCCUUGACUACAUCAAAAGCCAUCUGAAGGAUCAACCCACAGUGCAUUCAGGUAACACUCCCCAGUCUUCAGAUGAGGACGACUUCUUUUCCACCAUCAAGAAGGGUAAAGCACAUGAAAACACCAAAGAGCUCGAGUCCUACCUGGCCAACCCAGAUGAUGACAUGGAUGUCCUCAAAUCUUACCCAGCAGUGUGCCACCUGUCUCUUAUGCUGAACACACCACUACCUGCCUCAGCUGCCUGCGAGAGGCUUUUUAGCACUGCAGGACUGAUUCUCCAUCCUAAAAGGGCCCGCAUUGGGUCAGAGAACUUUGAAAACCAGCUUCUGCUGAAGCUAAACAAACCUUUUUGGUAGU